CCUUGAUCGAUGACUGAGGUCAUCGCCGUUCGUCGGUCGGAAGCGCGGCGAUGAUGAUGGAUGGCGACGGACCAAUGGCGCUAACGGAAUCCGCCAAGUUCCAGAAAUUUCCAAAUCCUCUCCUGUCCAAGCUCUCGCGAUCUUUUUUCGCCCAUAAAACUUUCUUCCUCCCCAUCCAUCCAACCAUCCAUCACCUUGCUCUUCUUCAUCUUGCUCCUUCUCGUUGCUUGCAUCUCCCUCCUGCAACUUCCUCCCCACACACACAAUCAUCAUGUUUUCCUCAAGGAUAUCACGAUCGGUUCUGCCGCGCGCAGCCUCGUCCUUCCGUCGCGCUCAAGCUCCCGCCUUCACAAAGCCAUUCGGCUCAUCAUGGGCGCGAGGCUACGCUGAGGGUUCCGAGGAGAAGGUCAAGGGCUCCGUCAUCGGUAUCGAUCUCGGAACCACAAACUCUGCCGUCGCUGUUAUGGAGGGCAAGCAGCCACGCAUCAUCGAAAACGCUGAAGGUACACGCACAACACCUUCCGUCGUUGGUUUCACCAAGGAGGGCGAGCGUCUCGUUGGUAUCGCCGCUAAGCGUCAGGCCGUCGUCAACCCCGAGAACACUCUCUUCGCCACCAAGCGUCUCAUCGGACGCAAGUUCACCGAUGCUGAGGUGCAACGCGAUAUCCAGCAGGUCCCCUACAAGAUUGUGCAGCACACCAACGGUGAUGCCUGGUUGGAGGCUCAGGGCCAGAAGUACUCGCCCUCGCAGGUUGGUGGUUUCGUCCUCGGCAAGAUGAAGGAGACCGCCGAGGCCUACAUGGGCAAGAACAUCAAGAACGCCGUCGUCACUGUCCCCGCUUACUUCAACGACUCCCAGCGUCAAGCCACCAAGGAUGCCGGUCAGAUCGCUGGUCUCAACGUCCUCCGUGUCGUCAACGAGCCUACCGCUGCCGCCCUUGCCUACGGUCUUGACAAGGCCAACGACAACGUCAUCGCUGUCUACGAUCUUGGAGGUGGUACUUUCGAUAUCUCUAUUCUUGAGAUCCAGAACGGUGUCUUUGAGGUCAAGUCCACCAACGGUGACACCCACCUCGGUGGUGAAGAUUUCGACAUCACCCUUGUCCGCCACCUUGUCCAGCAAUUCAAGAAGGAGCAAAACAUCGACCUCAACAACGACCGCAUGGCUAUCCAGCGUAUUCGUGAGGCUGCUGAGAAGGCCAAGAUUGAGCUUUCUUCCUCUUCCCAGACCGAGAUCAACCUUCCCUUCAUCACCGCUGAUGCCUCCGGACCCAAGCACAUCAACUCUAAGAUGACCCGCGCUCAGCUCGAGAAGUUGGUUGAUCCCCUCAUCUCCAGGACUGUUGAGCCCGUCCGCAAGGCCUUGAAGGAUGCUUCUCUCCAGGCCAAGGACAUCCAGGAGGUCAUUCUUGUUGGUGGUAUGACCCGUAUGCCCAAGGUCACCGAGUCUGUCAAGAGCAUCUUUGGUCGUGACCCCGCCAAGUCCGUUAACCCUGACGAGGCUGUCGCCAUUGGUGCCGCCAUCCAGGGUGCCGUCCUUGCUGGUGAGGUCACUGACCUUCUUUUGCUCGACGUCACUCCCUUGUCUCUCGGUAUCGAGACUCUCGGAGGUGUCUUCACCCGUUUGAUCAACCGCAACACCACCAUCCCCACCAAGAAGUCCCAGGUCUUCUCUACCGCCGCUGACUUCCAGAGCGCCGUCGAGAUCAAGGUCUACCAGGGUGAGCGUGAGCUUGUCCGUGAUAACAAGCUUUUGGGUAACUUCCAGCUUGUUGGCAUUCCUCCCGCCCACCGUGGUGUUCCUCAAGUCGAGGUCACCUUCGACAUUGACGCCGACUCUAUCGUCCACGUUCACGCCAAGGACAAGUCGACCAACAAGGAUCAGUCCAUUACCAUCGCCUCUGGCUCUGGUCUCUCUGAUUCCGAGAUUCAGUCUAUGGUUGACGAUGCUGAGCGCUACGGUGCCCAGGACAAGGAGCGCAAGUCUGCCAUUGAGGCUGCCAACCGCGCCGACAGUGUUGUGAACGACACUGAGAAGGCUCUCAAGGAGUUUGAGGACCGUCUCGACAAGGCCGAGGCUGAGAAGAUCAAGGAGAAGAUCGAGCAGAUGCGCGAGUUCAUCUCCAAGAGCCAGGCUGGCGAGGGUACUGCCACUGCCGAGGAGAUCAAGGAGAAGACCGACGAUCUCCAGAACGCCAGCUUGAGCCUUUUCGACCAGAUGCACAAGGCCCGCUCCGAGAACCAGUCCGGCGAGCAGCAGCAGCAGCAGCCCGAGGGUGAAGGCGAGAAGAAGCAGUAA
Messenger RNA from Periconia digitata, 2299 nucleotides. The record is from the annotation of a GenBank genome assembly. Lineage: Eukaryota; Fungi; Ascomycota; Dothideomycetes; Pleosporales; Periconiaceae.